AUGGAGCUGUCAGAACUUCUUCUUAUCCCGGCCAGGCACCUGGUGCUUGCCCUCGUCGGCCUCGCCAUACUCGGCCUCGGGGCGUCCAGAAUCCGCAAGCUGCUUGCUCGUCGUCGAUUUGCGCGUCAGCACGGUUGUCGCCCCCCGGCCAGAUUUCGCACCGCUGACCCUAUUCUGGGCCUCGACAUGAUCCGCCAACAGCUGCGUCGUGCCAAGGAGCACAAGAUUCUCGAGACGUCUGCCCAGCGCUACGAGGCCUGCGGGACCACCCACUCCAUGGACGUGCUGCGCAAGCGCAUAAUCUUCACCACGGAUCCCGACAACAUCAAGACGGUGCUGUCGCUCAAGUUUGACGACUUCAUCCUCGGCGACCGCCUCAAAAACUUUGGGCCUCUCCUCGGGACGGGCAUUUUCGACACCGACGGCCAGCGCUGGCACAACUCGCGCGCUCUCAUCCGGCCCAACUUCACGCGCGAGCAGGUGGCCGACCUGGCGGCCUUUGAGGCCCUGAUCCCCGACAUGCUCGCCUUGAUCCCGCGCGAUGGGAAGACGACGGUCGAUCUGCAGGAGAUUUUCUUCCGCUACACCAUUGACUCGGCCACGGAAUUCCUGUUUGGCCAGUCGGUCGGGAGUUUGAAGCAGGACAUCAUCGCGUCGGGCGAGCUCAGCUUUGCUGAGGCUUUCAACUACUCGCAGGAUGAUAUUCGGAUACGCAACAUCCUCGGCGGCCUGUCCAAGUUUUACCGCGACCCAAAGGCCAAGAUGUGCAACAAGUACUGCCGCGACUUUGCCCAGCAAUUGGUCGAAAAGGCCGUCGAGGCCGUCGAGGCCGAGGAUGAGAAGGGGCGCCACGGCGACGGCGACGGCAAGCGCGCCAAGUACGUCUUCUCGCGCGAGCUAGCGAGGCGAACGUCGGACAAGCUCUGCAUCCUGGACGAGGUCAUGAACGUUUUGCUGGCCGGACGCGACACCACGGCCAGCCUGCUCAGCAACAUGUUCUUCAUGCUGGCUAAAAAGCCCGCCAUCUGGGCCAAGCUGCAAGCCGAAGUCUCCUCGUUAGACGGCCGACUGCCUAGCUACCAAGAGCUACGGAACCUCCGCUACCUCAAGUGCUGCAUGAACGAGUCCUUGCGCAUUCACCCCGUCGUCCCCAUGAACAGUCGUCAAGCCACACGAGACACCGUCUUGCCCACGGGCGGGGGCCCCGAUGGUCAAUCACCGGUUUUCGUCCCCGAGGGCACUCGCGUCAGCUACAACGUCUACGCCAUGCACCGAAGAAAGGACUUUUACGGACCGGAUGCCGACGAGUUCCGCCCCGAGCGGUGGGAGGACGGAAAGCUGCAGCCGCGCUGGGAGUAUCUGCCGUUCAACGGCGGCCCGCGCAUCUGCGUCGGUCAGCAGUACGCCCUGACAGAGGUGUCGUACGUCACGGUGCGGCUCUUGCAGGAGUUUUCCGCUCUGCAGAGCCGUGACCCGGGGCCGUGGGAAGAAAAGCUGACGCUAACGUUGAGUUCGCGGAACGGGACGCAAGUCUGUCUCACGCCGCGGUCGGGGUCGGGGUCGGGAUCGGCCCCGUAG
This is a messenger RNA of Ustilaginoidea virens, 1578 nucleotides long. RefSeq lists its product as uncharacterized. Bases 1 to 1578 code for a protein of 525 amino acids. Gene Ontology annotation, molecular function: heme binding; iron ion binding; oxidoreductase activity, acting on paired donors, with incorporation or reduction of molecular oxygen, reduced flavin or flavoprotein as one donor, and incorporation of one atom of oxygen. Lineage: Eukaryota; Fungi; Ascomycota; Sordariomycetes; Hypocreales; Clavicipitaceae. The transcript has 2 exons. The record is from RefSeq and is a predicted model, not a curated record.